AUGAUGAGCCAUAAAAACAGAGGAACCUCAAUAUCUUCUCAUUCGGAAGAGAGAGUCCCUCUUCGAUCAGAAUCAGACCAGUCAUGUCUAAACUCAAGCCCGGAGUUCGACUUUUGCCUCCGACAGAACUCUAAACAACGGUUUUCUCACGCCGACGAGCUCUUCUCAGACUGGAGAAACCUCUCUCUCACGGCCACAACCACCAAGAAGACGGAGGUUACUUCUUCUACAAGCGAUCUCCAAAACAUAGCUGCUAACACCGACGCAAGAGAUUCUGACUCAGAUGAUCCAAGUUAUGGGUGUGGGUUUUGGCUUGUUAGAAGCAAAUCUGUAGGGUACUCGAUGAGAAAGAAAAAGACAGAUCCUUCCUCGGAAUAUCAACGGAGCAAUAGUGAUCCGCAGAAAAAGAAGAAGAAGAGUUUGCAAAAGAUGAAUUCUAGAGAGUUUAGGGCUUCAAGAUCCAUGAAUAGUCCGGCGUUGAAUGUCCCAUUGGCUGAUAUAUUUUGCUUAGGCCCUGUUUUUUCCGGCAGCAGCGAUCGGAGAAAAUGA
Microthlaspi erraticum is the source of this 549-nucleotide messenger RNA. NCBI's taxonomy places the organism in Eukaryota, Viridiplantae, Streptophyta, Magnoliopsida, Brassicales, Brassicaceae. The record is from the annotation of a GenBank genome assembly.